This is a messenger RNA of Dichomitus squalens LYAD-421 SS1, 2717 nucleotides long. Its product is annotated as molybdenum cofactor biosynthesis protein. The transcript is spliced from 11 exons. Lineage: Eukaryota; Fungi; Basidiomycota; Agaricomycetes; Polyporales; Polyporaceae. Bases 1 to 2046 code for a protein of 681 amino acids. Gene Ontology annotation, biological process: Mo-molybdopterin cofactor biosynthetic process; molybdenum incorporation into molybdenum-molybdopterin complex. The record is from RefSeq and is a predicted model, not a curated record. Gene Ontology annotation, cellular component: cytoplasm; cytosol. Gene Ontology annotation, molecular function: molybdopterin molybdotransferase activity.
AUGUCAGGGGCUCGAGUAGCGAUUCUCGUAGUAAGCGAUACCGCGUCCCUCGACCCGUCCGCCGACCGCUCCGGCCCGGCGCUACAAAGCCUACUCACCCAAGCAGGAUAUGUGUGCACGCAUCUCGAGAUCGUCCCCGACGAUGAAACCCGCAUCCGGACAGUCGUCCUCGGGUGGUGCGAUCACGGCGAUGUGGACUGGAUCGUCACCACGGGCGGGACAGGCUUUGGGCUGCGCGAUAGGACGCCUGAAGCGAUCAAACCCUUACUCGAUCGAGAAGCCCCGGGGCUUGUGGCCUUGAUCCUCAACGCCUCGCUCCAAGCCACACCGCUCGCAGCGCUCUCUCGUCCCGUUGCGGGCACGAUCAAGAACACACUCAUAGUCACCCUUCCUGGGAGCGUCAAGGCCGUCCAGGAGAACACAGCUGCCCUCCUUCAACCAGGGGUGAUUGAGCAUGCUAUCGAGCUUGUCCGGGGAGGGACUGGGAGACGCGUCCACGAGGAUCUAGAAACUGAAGGCGUGCGUGUACCGGCCGAAGGCUCCGUCGUCUCCGCAGGCUCAGCUAGAUCGGGCUCUCACCACCACCAUAACGGUAAUGGCCAUGUCCAUAGCCACACUCAUAGUCCCAGUCACACCCACAGCCAUGGACACGGACACGACCACGGCCACAGCGUGCCACAGCCACGCAGCGUUCUGUCGCAAGACCCAGGAUUGCCGGCCCAUGCCAGACCUAGGGAGUCUCCGUACCCCUUAGUGACUAUAGCGGACGCACUUCUUACCAUUCUUAGAGAGAUACGACCGUUGCCUGUCUAUGACGAACCCGUAUCCGAGGCGUUACGGGGCCUCGUGAUCGCAGAGGACGUCUAUGCGCCUCAAAAUGUCCCUGCAACGUUCACUACCAACGUGGACGGCUAUGCGAUCAGGUCGACGGACCCGCCGGGCAUAUACAGGGUCCUGACCUCCCGCAAUCAUCUGCUCUCUAUCCCAGUACCGCCAGGCGCGGUGUUCCGCGUCAACACGGGGGGUCCGCUCCCGGCUGGGACCGACGCAGUGAUCAUGGUGGAAGACACCCGCGUCUACAGCACACAGAGGUCCCCUACCGGCGAGGAGGUGGAGGAGAACGAGAUCGAGACGCUCGCGCAGGUAUCGCGCGGCGAAAACGUUCGCGAUCCUGGGUCUGAUGUGCGUCAGGGCGACCUCGUGCUCGAGCGGGGUACGGUGGUCAACAGCUCAGGCGGCGAGAUUGGCACGCUUGCGUUCGUCGGGCGGACGAGGGUGAGGGCGCAUAGGAAACCGGUGGUCGCGCUCCUGAGCACGGGGAACGAGCUGCUGGACGUGCAAGCGCCUAACCCUCUCCCCAGCGACGGAUGGGGUGGUAUAUGGGAUACGAACCGUCCUUCUCUAAAGGCUGCGCUCGUCGGACUCGGAUACGAAGUGGUAGACCUCGGAAUUGUACCCGACAACUUGCAGGCCCACGUCGAAGCUCUCCAGCGCGGUCUGGGGUCCGCUGACCUCAUCCUCACCACAGGCGGGACGUCCAUGGGCGUCGGCGACCUCCUCAAGCCCGUGAUCGAGUACCACCUGGGCGGGACCAUCCACUUCGGCCGCGUCCGCGUCAAGCCCGGCAAGCCCACCACCUUCGCGAGCAUCCCCACCCCGGGCGAACGCGUCGAGCGCGUGCCGCUCUUUGCGCUCCCGGGGAACCCCGCCAGCGCGCUUGUGAUGUUCCACAUAUUUGUCAUCCCUGCGCUGAGGCGGCUGGGUGGGUGGCCCGAGGUGCGGUGCAGGCUGCCGAGCGUGAGGGUGCAGAUCCAGGAGUCGCUGCGCCUCGACCCACGCCCGGAGUACCAUCGCGCGAUCAUCAGAGUCGCUCCCGAGGGUUUGAAGGCGUACAGUACUGGGGGACAGCGGUCGAGCAGGGUCGCGAGUCUGAAGGGGGCAAAUGGGCUUAUCGCGCUGCCUCCGAGGGUGGAGGGCGGGGCCAGCAAGCUUGAGAUCGGGGACUACGUUGAGGCGAUCCUUAUUGGAGAGUUACAGAUGGCAUAGAUGUGAUAAUGGAGAAGGCUAGCGGUACAGAUACGGUGUUGUACAGUGGAUGGGACGUUAGGAAUCGUUCGUGCAGGGGUAUCGAGGUCAUUUCUUCAUAGCAGCGAGUUCCAUGGCAUCCACUUCGGCCUGCAGCUGCGCUGCUUCCUCUUCGAGCUUCUGGCGCUGUCUGGCAAGCAUCUGCAGCCGGCGCACAUCAAUCUUGCUCAUCCCAGCCGUGUUCGCAGUCGCCCUCGAGGAAGGGCGGGACUGUAACGCCUCGACCUUCGCUUGGAGUAUGCUCUCUCGUUUCAAGAGAACCUGGAGGCCCUUCUCUGCGCGAGAAAGGAGCUCGUUGAUCUGCGGCUCUAUCUCGUCGGUCAAGUCCGCCUUGUAUCUUCUAACGGUACCCUCAUCAACGAGGAGGAAUACUCGUUCACUGUCGAGGACUUUCGUCAUGCGAGGAAGGUCGUACGUGCCUUGCCGAAUGAGUUCCUGUGCCUCGUACGCCUCGUCACAGCAGUCUUCCAUGGCCAUGACACAUUCUCGGAGAUACGGGCUGCAUGUCGCAUUGGUGUCUACAGCUCGAUACAGUUCUGGGUUCCCUGGAAAUAUAGAGUCCCUGGGACCCAGCCUCGGAUGGACUGAUAGACGAGACACUCUGUGGCUCCUUUCCAUCUUGGAUGUGUCCG